AGUAAGCGGCCGAUUAAAAGUGCCUGCGCUCGAUAACGUGAUAGCUAUUUAUCGACCCUGACACCCCACGAGAAGCCUAUUGCCUCACUCGCAUCGGUCGUCGACGAGUCUUUACGCGCGCAAGCACAAUGCGUUUUCGUUGACCUUGAAACUAGAAUGAAGGAGCGUGUCGGUGGCCUGUAGUGAACUCCGAAGUGGCUUGUAGUGCAUCGUGACCGAUCCUGAGGAAGCGUGUUCCACGUGGGGAUACUCCACGUGGCCGUUUCUCUAUCUAUCUCUCUCUAUCGCGUGUGUGCACUUUGUUAUGUCAUUGGGCAAAAAGAGACAAUGGGAAUCGUGAAUUCGAUAAAGAAGAUUAAAAAUGACUCGGAAAAGAAGAAGCGGAACAACGAGGAUAAACUACGGAGUGCGAUCAGCAAACAGGUGGACGAAUAUGAGGAUGUGGAAUUGAUACAUUUGAGGAUGGCCAUUGCAAACGAUCCUAACAGUUUCAUCCUAAACAAUCUCAUGAUGUGUAUGCAGUUCUUCGAGAAUUACGAGGAAGAUAUAAUUCAAAUUAAAGAGACUCUGGCAUCGACCUAUGAAAGCGAAUUAAAUAAGGUACUACCAUCUCAAAAGCACGUUCUAUUGCCGGACGUUCUUCAGGAUCAUAUUUCGCAUAAUAUAGCUUUUACUUCGAAGAGACAGACCGGUGAUCUUAUUAUCGAACCAUUGCAACCAGUUCGGAUUUACGUUGUGCAUGACAAUUUCGAAAUUACAGAGCAAAAUUAUCAAUCAGAGUAUAGUAGCCUAAAUAAUGGAAUUACAUAUAACAUGAUGGUGCAACCGAGUGAACAUCCUGGAUACGUGCGAUUGAGACGUCUCGAUGAAAUGCCAUAUGCGAGAAACUCCAACAAGGGAGAGGAUAUCGAUCCUUCUUUAACGGCGGAUGACGACGAGAUAUAUGAUGGCGAUGCCGAAAGUAUUUACGGUCGUAAUUCGAACAUGAUGUAUCAGCAUCAAAUCAGAAAAAGAAAUUCUCAGACCUCUACAAUUUCCAAUGUCAGAUCUUUGCCCAAUUUACAUGACGACAAAACUAUAUACGAGGACCAAGAAUCCCUUUUUCGCAAGAAUAUUUACGGGUGCCGAUCCAAUCACGACAUCAAAACCGAGUCUGACUGCGAGCACAUGUCCCCGACGGAGGAUCGGAAGAAUCAUGGCAAGAAAAUGUCGUUGAAAAACGAACUGGAGGCUAGGAAAGGGAGUUACCAGCGUCAUUUCCGUCCCCGAUCCGUUGCGACAAAAUCGUCGAAGCAAAAAGUUCGCAGUUUAGCAAGCAGCUCGAGUUCUGGCUACCGAUCUGGACCUUGUGACAGUGAUAGCGAAUGGAGUUACCAAACUCUGCCAAAAUCCAACAUACAAGCCGCUCAUAACGUAAAUCACGACGAAACUGUCGCGAAUGAGUCGACGAAGAUCUAUUCCAACGCGAUGAUUCCCUCGCAGUGUUUUAAGAAGAUGAGGAUCAACAGUGACGGCAGCCUUUACAUGUUGCGACGGGAGAAAAAGCCACAGAAUAACAAACAGCUUCGUCUCUUGUUAGCCAGCAGACAAUACGAUUAUGAUGUUUUCUAUACCAGCAGUAAAAUAUUCAUGAGCUACUUUGUGGACUUUUUCGUGGACCAAUUGGCGGAGCCGCUGGGUUUCAAAUUGGAAGAUCUGAAUUACGUGGAGGAAUCGAUUAUCUACUGUGAUAAGGUGAUCGAAUCACACAAUCCCAGGUUGCGCAGGAUCGAAUCUUACGAGGUCUCGCCGACGAUAUGGCUCCAGUGGCCGGAAUACGCACAGGAAUGGUUGUAUAGACCGCGAAGCACAUGGCCCGACUACAACGACAUCAAUAAAGUGAAAGACUUCGGUUGCUACGUGGUGCCCGAAGACUCUGUGCCGAGAAAGAGGAAUUUUCAACCGAGAGAUUUGUCUUGGCAUCAAAAUGUCAAGAAGAACAUACAUGAGGAAAUCGAGUGGCAGCUGACAUUUCCGGCCGCGGAACGAUAUCUGGAGACUUGCAUGACGCGCUCGCAAGUGCAAGUGUACCUAAUCGCGCUAAUGCUACACAAGACCUUUUUAAGACCAGUCCUGGACACAACAAUCGGCCUAACAACUUCUCACAUAAGGAAUAAAUUAUUCUGGUUGAUCGAGGAGAACGACCGACCCUCCAAGUGGCCGGAUAAUCGGACCGGCGAAUGCCUGAUUAAGCUGCUAAAUAGCCUGUAUCGCUGCCUCAGUCAAAACGAACCUACUCUACCGCACUAUUUUCUCCCCGACAAAAACGUGUUUAAGAAAGUACCUUCCGACUACCUGCUGCACAGUCAGAAACAACUUAAAAGGAUAAUCGAGAACCCUAUCAUGUAUGUGUUCCACGCAAUGGAGAACAUUAAGCAUAGCAACAAGUUUUUUCCUCGACUGAACUUCACGAAGCUGUACAAUAUACUGACGGUGAAGCCGUGGCUGGCCAUGAUGAAUCCGACCCUAGACAUAUACUCAUCGCCGCAGCGGAUCGACGACAGGGAGUCCUACAGGGAGGAGAUCUACAACAAAUCCGGUGGAUUUUGGGACAGGAACCGAAAGAAAAAUUCGCAAAAUUACAGCACAACAACCGCGGGCCAAUGGCGCGGAGCGCUGAUCACCCCGCGCAAGGCCACGGACGCUAUCGUUGAAAUCUCGGAACGAUGUGCCGAACUGGAGGGUCUAAGACUGGCCGCACUGUUGGACUUCUUCAUCACGCACUUUGUUAAAAUGGCCAAGUGUUGUCAUAGGUAUCGGGCUUAUCAGCAGAAAGAAGUUUAUCUGAAUCAAGCGGAUCGAUUGUCGAUCAUUUUAUCGGAGAUGACCAGGUACAAGGACGACGCUAAGGCUUAUCGCAAGGAGAUCUUUACUCUGAGGAUGAUACCGACGAUAAAUUCCACAACAAGAUCACCAAAUGAUCCGCCAGAAACGCCUAAGAGGAAUCAAGAGGCACCUAUAUUCAGCGGUAAUUUGAAAGACCGUUUUACACGACAAUUCGCUGAGAUCGUGAAACUGCCAAGGAACGAGCAAUUGCAAUCUAGUCAUGAAAAUCAUACGAAUGAGGUCACGAAAACGGUUGCCUCCGAAAUAGAAUUAGCGAACGAGGAAAUCGCGCAAGCGAGUACUGCGAGUGUGAUUACGAGUGAGGACGAAGGUCCUUACAUCUCGGGCAAGCCUAUAUCGAAGGAUCAGAAUGACAACGUGGACUCGGGUACAAUGCAGAAAGUGGUCUCUCUAACGGAUAAUAUAAACGAUAAAACGUAUACAUUCGUUUAAGAAUAGGACGUAGAUAAUCUGUGAGAAAAAUGAGCAAGAUAAAAACAAGUCUUUGCAUUCAACGAUCACGCUCGAAACAAAUCAGAAUGAUAUUUAUUAUUAUAUUUCGAGAGUGAUCGAUAACUAAUUUAGUAAGUAAUCGAGAAAGACUGAGCGUGCUUAUCGCAUGCUUGCGAAUUGUCGAUAUUCAAUCAUCGCGUUAUGCAAGAGCGAACAUACACACACGUAGAGAUAGUUAAAAUAAUUUAUAGAAAUUGCUAAUCAUAGUCCAAUUAGGUUCAUUUCAUCUAGCAGUCGCUUUCUGUAAGAUAGCAAUGUCAUCGUAUCACAUCGCCAAUGUACUUAGCCUAGUAGAUCAGAUUGCUAUGUAAAUGUUUUAGAAAAGAACCUUUUUUUAAGAAAUAUAUUUUUAAUUUAAAGAAGA
Messenger RNA from Solenopsis invicta (red fire ant), 3742 nucleotides. RefSeq lists its product as uncharacterized. Lineage: Eukaryota; Metazoa; Arthropoda; Insecta; Hymenoptera; Formicidae. The transcript is spliced from 4 exons. The record is from RefSeq and is a predicted model, not a curated record. Bases 328 to 3318 code for a protein of 996 amino acids.